CAGAUGAGGUGGGACACACACCAUCUCUCUCCGACUAUAAAAGACUUCGACAAUAAGGUGUCUGAAGCCGACGCGUAUCUACAGCUUAUGAUCGAUCAAACUAAGGUACUCUUGGCAAUAAUGACUCUGGUGAAGCUCCGGACCUAAUUCAGAACUAUUUACUCCAAACACCGACAAGAAUGUAUUUUCACACACAUCUUCACUGAUUAGUAAUUUGAAAUUAAAAUAUUCGAAGUACACAUACUGAAAUGCAAUAAAUCA
Messenger RNA from Acanthoscelides obtectus, 261 nucleotides. NCBI's taxonomy places the organism in Eukaryota, Metazoa, Arthropoda, Insecta, Coleoptera, Chrysomelidae. The record is from the annotation of a GenBank genome assembly.